Molecule: messenger RNA, 6052 nt
Organism: Stomoxys calcitrans (stable fly)
Lineage: Eukaryota; Metazoa; Arthropoda; Insecta; Diptera; Muscidae
Gene: brm
Product: ATP-dependent helicase brm
Exons: 4
Coding region: 356-5551 (1731 amino acids)
Biological process (GO): positive regulation of transcription by RNA polymerase II
Cellular component (GO): nucleus
Molecular function (GO): transcription factor binding; DNA binding; ATP binding
Source: RefSeq, a predicted model, not a curated record
UAAAGCAUCCCUGUUUAAUCUCGCGUCGUUUCGUUUGUCGUCGUCCCAAGUUUUAUGCAAAAAAUACUAAAAUAUCGUUUAAAAUAACGCGAUAAAUUUACAGAAAUUGUGCCUAUAUUGUUAAACAUCCUACAAACUUACGGUUACGUAUAGUGCAUCAAAUAAAUUACAUGAAAUAACACGAAAAACGGGCUGGAAAAACACCGUCAAAGCACAUUUGCGGCUUUGGUGGUGGUUAAGUGUUAUUGUAUAUAGUCAUCAAAGUGUAUAACUAAAAAUUCGGCUGCAAACAAAAUUACGAAAGUUGGGAAUAUUGAAAAUUUUUGUUUAAAAUUACAUAAAAACUGAAUGCAACAUGACGUCGCCAUCGCCGGCGAAUAGUCCAAUGCCACCACCGCAGGUUCCAAGCCCCAUGGGACCACCACCUCAAAGUCCCGCACCUUCACCAUCUCCACAUAGCUACCCACAUCCAGGCCAACAAGGUCCCGGUGGUCCUCCAGUGUCUCAAGGGCCGUCUGGACCACCACAAGGUCCUCCGCAUGGACCGCCACAUAUGCAGGGACCUCCACCGGGAGCGGGUCAACAUGGACCUCCUCCACCUGGACAUCCCGGAGCACCAUAUGGACAUCCUAUGCAACAUCCACAUGGCCCUCCUCACGGAGCUCCUCAGCAUGGGCCCAUGUCUGCACAGCAACAUGGGGUUGUGCCCCAGCAUGGCCCACCGCCCCCGGGGCAUGGACCUCCGGUUGGUCAAGGCGUACCACCCCAAGGGCCACCCAUGAGUCACGGUCCUCCACCGCAUGGUGUUCCACCACAUGGAGUACCACAACAGCAACCAGGCGGUCAAGGAGGACCUCCACAUCUUAAUGGACCUCCAGGACAAGGUCCACCUGGACCUCAAGGGCAUCAUAUGCCCCCUCAUCAUCAGCCAAUGGGUCCCCAUAUGGGCAUGCAAAUGCCUCCACAAGGCCCAAAUAUGCCUCCCAUGGGUUUUCAAACACAUGGCAUACCGCCCAAUGGUCCUCCCACUGGGCCUGGUCAGGGUCCUCCCGGGCCACCCGAACGUGCGGGACAAGAAAAUCUACACGCCCUUCAGCGAGCCAUUGACACUAUGGAGGAAAAGGGGCUACAGGAAGAUCCUCGAUACACACAACUCUUAGCCAUAAGGGCCACAUCGAAACACCAACACUUGACCAGUAAUCAGAUUAAUAUGUUGAGGACGCAAAUCACCGCCUAUCGCUUGUUGGCACGCAAUAAGCCAAUAUCUUUGCAAAUGCAACAAGCAUUCCAGCAGGCAGCACAACAGCAGGCGGCUGCAGUUGCAGCUGCUCAACAACAACAGCAGCAACCACCCAAUACAAUACCAGGGCAUCCAGGAGUUCCGGGUCCGGCACCGUGUCCCACAGUGCCACAACAACCACCAGGCCAGGCUGGAACUCCACCACAAUGUUCCACACCACCUGCAUUACCUUAUGGUCAGCCGCCAAAUGUAGGCAAAAUGCAGCCACCACCACAUGUGCAACAACCAGGACAAAUGCCACCUGGUGGUAUGCAACCGCAGGCUCCACCAAAUGUGCAAGACAUGCAUCAAAUGCCGAAUGGAGGCAAACCCACUGGUCCACCCAUGAUGGGUGGUGGUCAACCACCCAUAUCCUCCCCCAUGCCAGCGACGAUGGCUGCCCAGGGUAUACGACCUCCAGGUCCGGCCGGUAUGCCUUCGCAAGGAGUCCCCAAACAUGGGGCUCCACCUCCGCAACAGCCCAUGCCCAAACCAAAUCGGAUCACCACCGUUGCCAAACCUCAAGGUUUAGACCCUAUAACAUUGCUGCAGGAGCGUGAGAAUCGUAUCGCUUCACGCAUAGCAUUGAGAAUGCAAGAGCUGCAAAGAUUGCCAGCCACAAUGCCAGAGGAUUUACGCCUGCAAGCCGCCAUUGAGUUGAGGGCUUUACGAGUUCUAAACUUCCAACGCCAGUUACGGACCGAAAUUGUACAAUGUACGCGCCGUGACACCACGCUGGAAACUGCGGUCAAUAUAAAGGCCUACAAGCGUACCAAACGCCAGGGCCUGCGCGAGGCUAGAGCUACGGAGAAAUUGGAAAAGCAACAGAAACUGGAGGCAGAACGCAAGCGACGUCAGAAGCAUCAGGAGUUCUUGGCUGCCGUUUUACAGCAUGGCAAAGACUUCAAGGAAUACCAUCGCAACAACAAGGCCCAAUUGGCCAGGAUCAAUAAGGCUAUAAUGAACUAUCAUGCCAAUGCUGAGAGGGAACAAAAGAAGGAGCAGGAACGCAUUGAAAAGGAACGUAUGCGUCGUUUAAUGGCCGAGGAUGAAGAGGGCUAUCGUAAAUUGAUUGAUCAAAAGAAAGAUAAACGUUUAGCCUUCUUGCUGUCGCAGACCGAUGAAUAUAUUAGCAACUUGACACAAAUGGUUAAGCAACACAAAGAUGAUCAAAUGAAGAAGAAAGAGGAGGAGCACAAACGCUUGUUGCUAUACAAAAAGGAACUAUUGAUGAGUGGAGAAUUCAUGAAUAUCGAUGAUAGUUGCAUAGCGGCUGACUUGCAUGUCACUGUGGUGGAAACGUCCACCGGUAAAAAACUUACUGGCGAAGAGGGCCCUCUGUUGAAAAACCUUUUAAAGUGGUUAGAACAGCAUCCUGGUUGGGAUUGGGCCGAGGACGACGACGAAGACAUCAAAGAAGAGGAGGAGGAUUCUAAGGAAAAGAUAAUGCAGGAAAAGGAGAAUGAGUCGAACUCUGGUGGCGAAAAGAAGGAGGAAGCCGAAAAUGAUCAAGACAAGCGUACGGAUGAAGAAGUGCAAGAAUUUAUUAAAAAAGUCAAAGUCGAAGAUGACGAAUAUCGCACAGAAGAGCAGACUUAUUACAGCAUUGCUCAUACCAUACACGAAAAGGUUACCGAACAGGCCAGUAUUUUGGUGAAUGGCAAACUGAAAGAGUAUCAGAUUAAAGGUCUCGAAUGGCUGGUCUCGUUGUAUAACAAUAACCUAAAUGGAAUUUUGGCCGAUGAAAUGGGUUUGGGAAAAACUAUACAGACAAUUUCUCUCGUCACCUAUCUAAUGGAUCGCAAAAAGGUAAUGGGGCCCUUCCUAAUUAUAGUCCCUCUCUCCACCUUGCCCAACUGGGUGUUGGAGUUUGAAAAAUGGGCUCCCUCUGUGGGUGUUGUUAGCUACAAAGGCUCGCCACAUGGCCGGCGAUUGUUGCAAAACCAAAUGCGAGCCACCAAAUUCAAUGUUCUGCUUACCACUUAUGAGUAUGUCAUUAAGGAUAAGGCUGUUCUGGCCAAGAUUCACUGGAAGUACAUGAUAAUUGAUGAGGGCCAUCGAAUGAAGAACCAUCACUGUAAAUUGACACAAGUGUUGAAUACCCAUUACAUUGCUCCCUACCGCUUACUGCUGACGGGUACUCCUUUGCAAAACAAAUUGCCCGAAUUAUGGGCUCUAUUGAAUUUCCUUCUUCCGUCUAUCUUCAAAUCGUGUUCCACUUUCGAGCAAUGGUUUAAUGCACCCUUUGCCACUACUGGUGAAAAGGUGGAGCUAAACGAAGAAGAAACCAUUUUGAUUAUUCGCCGUUUACACAAGGUGCUGCGGCCAUUCCUUUUGCGUCGUUUGAAAAAGGAGGUGGAGCAUCAGCUGCCCGAUAAGGUGGAAUACAUCAUCAAAUGUGACAUGUCCGGCUUGCAAAGGGUUCUCUACAAGCACAUGCAAAGCAAGGGCGUAUUGCUAACCGAUGGCUCUGAGAAAGGCAAGCAAGGCAAGGGUGGGGCCAAGGCGCUGAUGAACACCAUUGUACAGCUGCGUAAACUCUGCAACCACCCCUUCAUGUUCCAACACAUUGAGGAGAAGUUUAGUGACCACACUGGCGUGCAUGGGAUGGUAUCUGGGCCCGAUCUAUAUCGUGUUUCGGGCAAAUUUGAGCUUUUGGAUCGUAUCUUACCCAAGCUGAAGGCCACCAAUCACCGAGUGUUGCUCUUCUGUCAAAUGACCCAAUGCAUGACCAUAAUAGAGGAUUACCUUAGUUGGCGUCAAUUUGGAUACUUGCGCUUGGACGGUACCACCAAGGCCGAAGAUCGUGGUGAACUCUUGCGCAAGUUCAAUGCCAAGGACUCGGAUUACUUUGUUUUCCUUUUGUCCACACGUGCUGGUGGUUUGGGCUUGAAUUUGCAAACUGCUGACACUGUGGUGAUUUUCGAUUCAGAUUGGAAUCCUCAUCAAGAUCUGCAGGCUCAAGAUCGUGCCCAUCGUAUUGGUCAAAGAAAUGAAGUGCGUGUGCUGCGUCUGAUGACUGUGAACUCGGUGGAAGAACGUAUUUUGGCUGCCGCCCGCUACAAGCUGAACAUGGACGAGAAAGUUAUUCAGGCUGGCAUGUUCGAUCAAAAGUCAACGGGCAGUGAGCGACAACAAUUCUUGCAAACCAUUUUGCAUGCUGACGAUGCCGAUGAGGAGGAGGAAAAUGAAGUGCCGGAUGAUGAAAUGAUCAACAUGAUGAUAGGGCGCAGCGAAGAAGAAAUUGAGCUGUUCAAGAAAAUGGAUGUGGAGCGAAAAUUGGAAGAUGAACGCUUGCAUCCAGGACGAGAGCGUUUGAUAGAUGAAUCUGAGUUGCCGGAUUGGUUGACAAAGGACGAUGAUGAGGUGGAACGUUGGCACACCUAUGAUGAGGAUACCAUUUUGGGCCGUGGUUCGCGUCAGCGGAAAGAAGUGGAUUACACCGAUAGUCUUACCGAAAAAGAAUUACUGCGAGCCAUCGACGAUGGUGUAGAAUUCGAUGAGGAAGAUGAAGAGGAGGAGGCCAAGCGCAAGAGACGUAAACGAAAAAAUCGCAAAGAUGACUCAGAUGAUGAUUCCUUGCCAGGACAAUCGAUUAAACGUAGACGUCGCCAGAAUAUCGACAAAAAACUUAAAAAACAAAUGGCCAAAAUUAUGUCGGCUGUUAUUAAGUACACCCAUGAUGAUGGACGUAUACUCUCCGAACCCUUCAUGAAAUUGCCCUCGCGUCAACGUUUGCCAGACUACUAUGAUAUCAUUAAGAGGCCCGUUGACAUUAAGAAAAUCUUACAACGAAUUGAAGAUUGUAAAUAUGCCGAUUUGGAUGAUUUGCAAAAAGACUUUGUGCAAUUGUGUCAAAACGCCCAAAUUUAUAAUGAAGAAAAUUCCUUGAUCUAUUUAGACUCGAUCGAAAUGGAAAAGGUGUUUGUUAAUGCACGACAACGUAUAACCGCUGCUGCAGCAGCGCAAGCCUCUUCGGCCACCGGUGGCGAGAGUGGUGGUGGCGGUGGAGCCUCUGACAACUCUGAUAACGAGGAAGAGGAAACACAGGAUAAUAAUUCUGAUGAUGAAGAAAUAGCCACAACAUCAGCAGCGGCAGUCAAAAUGAAACUUAAGCUAAAUAAAACCGUAGCUAGUACACCAUCCACCCCCAGGCCAUCGACGCCGGUCGCACCGCCUGUUAGUGCUUCUACCAGCAAGAAACAAACUAGACGCAAGCGUUCACAAAAGAAAUACACCAUAUCGGAUGAUGAUGACGAUGAAAUGGAUUAACUACCACUUGGGGUGGUAUUUUCUUUACAGCAGCAACAACAGCAACAAAGUAUGGAAUGAUGAUGAAAUGAAUUGCUGCAGGAUUCUCCAUCAGUUUUUCAGCAGUAUGUAUCCAUCUCAUCGUUCUUAUAUUAACAAGAAGCAGCCUAUAGUUUUACAUUUUUUUACAUAUUUAUGUUGGCUUUCAUUACUCAGUACAACCACUCAUUCUUAAAUGUAUUCGAGGAAAUUCUUUUUAAUAUGUUCCACUUUUUUUCUGGCGAUUGUAAAAUUUUGUUUUAUUCCUAGGCUAAGUUCUUUUGCGGCUUUUAAGUAGUGUCUGUCUCAUUUCUUGUUCAAACCAUUUUUCCCUUUACUCUUGUCAUUACUAAUACAUAUUAGAGAACGACAUAUACAUAUAAAAUUAUACACACACGUACAUAAUUUCCAAGUCUAAAAUUAAAUUUCCAAAAUUGAAAAAUUCUUCAGAACUUCACAGAUCAAUAAUACCAUUUCUUAUUA